UAGAUUGGGAGUUUGUUACUUAGGAAUUGUAUUGACAAAAUGGCCUCCCAGGUUUGUCAGAAUUAUCACCAGGAUUGUGAAGCAGCUGUCAACAAACAGAUUAACAUCGAGCUGACUGCCUCCUAUCUCUAUCAGUCUUUGAUGUCGUACUUUGACCGGGAUGAUGUUGCCCUGCACCAUUUCUCCCAGUUCUUCAAAGCUCAGUCCCAGGAGAAGCAGGAACAUGCAGAGAAGCUGCUGAAAUUCCAGAAUCAGCGUGGAGGCAGAGUCUUCCUCCAGGAUGUGAAGAAGCCAGAGAGGGAUGAGUGGGGUAACGGUCUGCAGGCAAUGCAGGUUGCCCUGGAUCUGGAGAAGAAUGUGAACCAGAGUUUGCUGGAUCUACACCAACUCGCCACUGCCCAGACUGACCCUCAUGUAAGCUUCACCACCUCAUUCUCAUCACUGCCUGACCCUCAGGGCAACACUUCACCCUG
Chiloscyllium plagiosum (whitespotted bambooshark) is the source of this 473-nucleotide messenger RNA. Lineage: Eukaryota; Metazoa; Chordata; Chondrichthyes; Orectolobiformes; Hemiscylliidae. The record is from RefSeq and is a predicted model, not a curated record.